UAACUCAACAACAGCCAACACUUCAAAGUUAAAACAAGAACCUCUCUCUACACAUCAUCAUCCUUGUUCGUGUCGCUCUUCAUCCAUUUUCCACCUUGCAAAAAAAUCUGUCUUCAGUCAAAUUGGGAAAACAAAAAAAAUGACUCUGCGUUUGAGAUCUUCUUCCUGGAAAUCGAAUUUGCUCAAAAUUCUCAGACAUAACCACGGCUUCGGUUCUGCUAGCCACGCGGCUCGACAUCUCCGCCAAAAACCACCACAUGAGCCUACGCUUCGAGUUUCACAGAAUCCAAUUAGUCGGUUCUGUAACACCAUGUCAGAGAAACUCUCAAGUAUUGGUGAGCACGAAGACGCCAACACUCAGGUGCAUGCAAAUAUUACCAGCUCCCCAGUCAUGGAUUUUCCUGGAGGAAAGGUAGCUUUCACACCUGAGAUUCAAUUCAUAUCAGAAUCCAGUAAAGAGCGUGUACCUUGUUACCGUGUUCUUGAUGACAAUGGCCAACUAAUCACCAACAGCCAGUUUGUUCAGGUAAGUGAGGAAGUUGCGGUGAAGAUAUAUAGCAAUAUGGUAACUCUUCAGAUAAUGGAUAACAUCUUUUACGAAGCUCAAAGACAAGGCAGACUUUCCUUUUACGCUACUGCCAUCGGUGAAGAAGCCAUUAAUAUUGCAUCAGCCGCAGCUCUCUCUCCUGAAGAUGUUAUCUUUCCUCAGUACAGAGAGCCUGGUGUGCUACUGUGGCGUGGUUUCACGCUUCAAGAAUUUGCAAACCAGUGUUUUGGGAACAAAUCUGAUUAUGGAAAAGGCAGGCAGAUGCCAGUCCACUAUGGCUCUAACAAGCUCAAUUAUUUUACUGUUUCAGCCACUAUUGCUACGCAGAUACCAAACGCGGUUGGUGCUGCUUAUUCCUUAAAGAUGGACAGGAAGGAUGCAUGUGCUGUCACAUAUUUUGGCGAUGGUGGCACAAGUGAGGGAGACUUCCAUGCUGCUAUGAAUUUUGCAGCAGUUAUGGAAGCUCCUGUUUUAUUUAUUUGCCGGAACAAUGGAUGGGCGAUCAGUACUCCCACCUCAGAUCAGUUCCGAAGUGAUGGUAUAGUGGUCAAAGGCCGUGCUUAUGGUAUUCGAAGUAUACGUGUGGAUGGAAAUGACGCGCUUGCUAUGUACAGUGCAGUGCACUCUGCUCGUGAAAUGGCAAUCAAAGAACAUAGGCCAAUCUUGAUUGAGGCCUUAACAUACCGCGUAGGACACCAUUCAACAUCAGAUGAUUCCACUAGGUACCGAUCUGCAGAUGAGAUAGAGUGGUGGAACAAAGCUAGAAACCCACUGUCUAGGUUUAGGACAUGGAUUGAAAGUAAUGGCUGGUGGAGUGAUGAAGAGGAAUCGGAUCUGAGAAGCAGAGUCAAGAAAGAGAUGUUAGAAGCGCUCAGGGUUGCAGAGAAGACUGAGAAACCGAAUCUUAAGGACAUGUUUUCAGAUGUCUACGAUGUUCCUCCUUCUAACCUCAGGGAACAGGAGCGUCUGGUGAGGCAGACCAUCAAAAGUCACCCACAAGAUUAUCCAUCAGAUGUUCCUCUUUAGGCAGACUCUAAUUGACUGCUUUGUGUAGUAAAAUGUAAGCCGUUAUCAACAUUGUGUAUUGAAAUAUUUUACUGAAAUCAAGACCAUUAUUCAAAAGCAUA
Molecule: messenger RNA, 1674 nt
Organism: Capsella rubella
Lineage: Eukaryota; Viridiplantae; Streptophyta; Magnoliopsida; Brassicales; Brassicaceae
Product: 2-oxoisovalerate dehydrogenase subunit alpha 2, mitochondrial
Exons: 9
Coding region: 140-1573 (477 amino acids)
Biological process (GO): branched-chain amino acid catabolic process
Molecular function (GO): oxidoreductase activity, acting on the aldehyde or oxo group of donors, disulfide as acceptor
Source: RefSeq, a predicted model, not a curated record